This is a messenger RNA of Zygotorulaspora mrakii, 609 nucleotides long. RefSeq lists its product as uncharacterized. The record is from RefSeq and is a predicted model, not a curated record. The transcript has a single exon. NCBI's taxonomy places the organism in Eukaryota, Fungi, Ascomycota, Saccharomycetes, Saccharomycetales, Saccharomycetaceae. Bases 1 to 609 code for a protein of 202 amino acids.
AUGCCCGCGCACAGGGAGUCGCCUCGUUCACAGGAAGCAGGUUUCCCCCUUGGGAGCUGGAUGUAUCUCCCACGAGAAUCCCGGCGCCGGAUUGAGCCUGGCGAGCGGGCCUUACACGCUAAUUCAUCAGUCCCUGCCUGGAUCCCUCAGCCUGGGCGCCCCCGCUGCUCCAGUUUACAAAGCGAGACAGGUACCAUCACGAUCCCGUCCCAGCAGCAGAUGCGAGCCUCUCCUCUGCAGCUUGCCUAUUGGCAGCAGCAGUCCUGUUUUUGCCGAAGUGACGCAAAAAAUACUUUCAACACAAGAAAAUGCACGGAUGAAAUAAAAAAGAUGUACGGAUGCAAAAAGUACAGUCCAAUAUAUAUAUUGGCCGGACAGACCGCGGUGGAUCCGGACACUGAUUAUAUUUUUUCUUCACUUUAUUUUUUCUUUUCUGCCAGUGGCAGAAUAAAAGAAAUGACACAAUUUUUCAUGAAAAAUAAUUGUAUAUAUUGCUCAUCGGUGAUUCUCCAUUCUCAACGUAAUAGCGUCUCUCCCGGAUCCAGUGGGAUUCGAAGUGGAAGUUGGAUUCGGAUUUGGAUUUUGCGUCAUCGCGUCUGGUAUCUCUAG